Messenger RNA from Musca vetustissima, 1203 nucleotides. Its product is annotated as chitinase-like protein Idgf3. NCBI's taxonomy places the organism in Eukaryota, Metazoa, Arthropoda, Insecta, Diptera, Muscidae. The transcript has 2 exons. The record is from RefSeq and is a predicted model, not a curated record. Gene Ontology annotation, cellular component: extracellular region. Gene Ontology annotation, molecular function: chitin binding. Bases 22 to 1203 code for a protein of 393 amino acids. Gene Ontology annotation, biological process: carbohydrate metabolic process; chitin catabolic process.
GCAAAAUUCACUCUUCACGAUAUGGACUACGCCCUGCAAUUUUGUACACACAUCGUGUACGGUUAUGCCGGCAUAGAUCCUGAAACAUUUGAACUAAUCAGUUUGAAUGUGCAACGUGAUGUCAAGCGGAGGCAUUUCAAUGCUGUUACAGAACUAAAAGAUCGUUACCCUCUAACAAAAUUCCUGCUAAGCGUGGGCGGUGAUGCCGAUUUGCAGCAACCAGAAAAAUAUAUAAAACUAUUAGAGUCGGGACGAGCAAAUCAAACAAAAUUCAUUGAAUCAGCACGUGAUGUAUUGAGGGCGUAUAAUUUCGAUGGUCUCGAUUUGGCAUUCCAAUUUCCACGCAAUAAACCCCUCAAGGUUCAUUCGGAAAUUGGCCAAGUGUGGAAGUCAUUUAAGAAAAUGUUUACCGGCGAUCACAUUGUCGAUGAGAAAUCCGAUGAACAUAAGGAACAAUUUACAGAAUUGGUAAAGGAUUUAAAGACCGCAUUUAGGCCAUAUGAUUUGAUGUUGACACUGACCGUGUUGCCGAAUGUUAAUUCGUCAUGGUACUUUAAUGCUCCUGCCAUUAUUAACAACUUGAAUUACGUCAAUUUGGCUGCCUUCGAUUUCACCACCCCUGAACGUAAUCCCAAGGAGGCUGACUAUACAGCACCCUUGUUCCCACCACCUGCUGAGGGAAAUCGCCAGGGCCAUUACAAUAUCGAUUAUCAAAUUGACCACUGGGUCUCACAGCGGGUACCGCAUAGUAAAAUUAAUGUCGGCAUUGCCGCUUAUGGUAGAGCUUGGAAAAUGACUGCCGAAUCGAAGGCAGAUGGUCUACCCAUAGUACCGAAUACUGAUGGUCCAGCGAAGGCCGGUGUGGAAACUAAAAUUCCUGGUAUUUUAAAAUAUUCAGAAAUCUGUCAGCUGACAAGUCCAUGGAAGGUUGAUCGCAAAGACGAUGAAGCUCCUUUGAAGAGGGUGAUUGAUCGGACACGAAAAUACAAUGUCUAUGCUUAUCGUUCCGCGGAUAGUCAUGGUGAAAAUGGUUUAUGGGUCAGUUUUGACGACUUGGAGUCGGCUGGCACUAAAGCGACCUAUGUGAAAAAUCGUGGUCUUGGCGGUGUGGCGUUAUUUGACUUAAGCUUGGAUGAUUUCCGUGGCACCUGCGAUGGAGAUAAGUUUCCCUUGCUUAGAACCAUUAAAAUAAAGUUAUUGUAA